Molecule: messenger RNA, 1033 nt
Organism: Agrilus planipennis (emerald ash borer)
Lineage: Eukaryota; Metazoa; Arthropoda; Insecta; Coleoptera; Buprestidae
Product: protein spitz
Exons: 3
Biological process (GO): epidermal growth factor receptor signaling pathway
Molecular function (GO): epidermal growth factor receptor binding; receptor ligand activity
Source: RefSeq, a predicted model, not a curated record
UGUUUUUGUUCAGGUGCUUGCUCUUCAAGAACGACGCCGAAACCUCGGCCACCUCCACCCACCCCACGGCCAAACAUCACAUUCCACACAUACGAGUGUCCACCCGCUUAUUCGGCAUGGUACUGUCUUAAUGGGGCAACUUGUUUUACUGUUAAAAUCGGGGAAUCCCUCCUCUAUAAUUGCGAAUGUGCAGAAGGCUAUAUGGGUGCUAGAUGUGAAUUCAAAGAUCUAGAUGGAACAUAUUUGCCAUCUCAACGAAGGUUUAUGUUGGAGACAGCAAGUAUAGCAGGAGGGGCCACGAUCGCAGUAUUCCUAGUAGUCAUUUUGUGUGUGGUUGUGUAUAUUAAUUAUAAAAGAAGAACCAAAGCGUCGCAGGUCGCCGCAAGCGACUGCGUCGAUGGACGCAUCGGAGGUGCGUUGCGUUCGCAACCGACGUUCGGGACGCGGUGGCGGACUUCAACUAACAAUUCAACGACUGCAACAACGGACUUAACGAUUCGUGUGCAUGAUCGUGGUGAUCAUAGACACAGUGGUAAUAAUAAAGUCGAACUACAACAGAUUACUACCCUCCUAGGUAACACCGAGCAGCCUUCAAAAGUUUGAAAGUUUAUUUAGUUAGUGGUAAACUAAUGAAAUAACAAUUGCGACAACGAAAACGAAAACUGAAGAAGAAGAAAGAACGAAAGAUACGGAAAAAAAAAACAAAAAGGCUAAAUCGAACCCGAACCGUACCGUUGUUGUCUCGUGUAUUUAAAUUAAAGUGAUGAUCCUUGUUUUUGUUUAAUAAUUACAUAUAGAACUUAUGUGAAGGUUUAAAUUUAUUCACGCAAAAAAAAGAAACAAUAAUGUUGUAUAAACUAUUUAUACAGAAGUGUUAAGCACUUGUUAUAUGCAGCUUUGCUACUAGUUAUUUAUUUUAUUUUUAUAAAAAGGAAUGAAUCUCGCAGUCAUCUGCUUGUAAAAGCGCUGUCGAAUAAUAUGAUGAGAUGUCAACGUUUUUGACGGAAAUGUAUAAAAAUAAUGUUUUGUAGAG